UGGAAUUCCCGACCUAUACCUCAGCAAUAUCUUUUUGCACUGCACAGGAACCCACUGCGCAUUUCACAGAUUUAAUAAGUCAAUGUGAAAACGUAUGUAACGUAGAUAUAAACAAAUACAUUUUAUUCAUUAACUGUAUAUGACUAUUUAUCAUAUGCAUUAAAAACUAUAGAUGGACAUAAUAUUACAUAAUUUGUAAUAUUUUUAUAUUCACUUUUGUCCUCAUCAAGCUGACACAGCAGCAGUGGAGCAGCACCCUAGCGCCCUCUAUUGACCAGCCACCAUUAUUCUUUAUCCUCUAUGAAAAAUGACAGCAUCUUAGAAUCACUUACAGUAGAAGUAAAAGAAGAGGUACAACUCUUGUGUGUAUGCAUGACUGUAUUAUACUGCCUCCCGGUGGCCAAGGUGAACACAACAGGAGCAGCACAAUGAAUUGAAUUGCAGCAUUAAAUCAUGAUGCACAAACUGUUUAAUUCUUAAUGUUAUUAUUCUAUGUUUUUGUCAAGUACCAUACAGUAUUUUGGUGAACAUAUAGCUACAAAUAUUUACAACCGGCCACGACGCAGUCGCCACACCUCGUCAUGUUUAUUCAAGACCUUGCCGUGAGUGAGGAAGAGGAGGAGAGCGCGCCAACACUCGCGUGUCCACAAGGCUCAAACAUGGGAGGAUGCUGCAUGUCGACCGAGGCCAGGGAGAGGCAGGACAUCAGCGACGAAAUCGAGAAGCAGCUGAGGAGAGACAAGAACAACUGUCGCAGGGAGCUUAAACUGCUCCUCUUAGGCACGGGCGAGAGCGGCAAAAGCACGUUCAUCAAACAGAUGCGGAUCAUCCACGGAGGAGGAUACAACGAGGAGGACAAAUGCAAAUAUGCUAAAUUGGUCUACCAAAACAUCUACACGUCCAUGCAGACCAUGAUCCGAGCCAUGGAGAUGCUGCACAUCCCUUUCCACGACGCGCACCAGCAGAUAAGCGCCAAUAUCCUGCUGGAGGUCGAGGUGGUCAAAGUUGACCACUUGGAUCAGGAGUACGCGGCGGCCAUCAGGAGAUUGUGGAACGACGGCGGCUUUCAGGAAUGCUUCGAUCGCCGCCGGGAGUACCAGUUGUCCGACUCCACCAAAUACUAUCUGACAGAGCUGGAUCGCAUCUCGCAGCCCUCCUACGUACCCAACCUUCAGGAUAUCCUGCGGGUCCGCGUUCCCACCACGGGCAUCAUCGAGUACCCCUUCGACAUGGAGAGUGUCAUCUUCAGGAUGGUGGAUGUAGGCGGUCAGCGGUCCGAGCGCAGGAAGUGGAUCCACUGCUUCGAAGGCGUUACAUCCAUCAUGUUCCUGGUGGCGCUCAGCGAGUACGACCAGGUGCUGGUGGAGUGCGACAAUGAGAACCGCAUGGAGGAGAGCAAGGCCCUGUUCAGGACCAUCAUCACAUACUCAUGGUUCCAGAGCUCGUCCGUCAUCCUCUUUCUCAACAAAACCGACAUCCUCCAGGAGAAGAUCCUGAACUCCCAUCUGGCCGACUACUUUCCGCAGUUCUCCGGGCCUCGUCAGGACGCGUGUGCGGCUCAGGAGUUCAUCCUGAAGAUGUACCAGGAACAAAACCCGGACAAGGACAAGAAGUUAUACCCGCACUUCACCUGUGCCACCGACACGGAGAACAUCCGCUUCGUGUUCGCCGCAGUCAAGGACACCAUCCUGAGACAGAACCUCCAGGUCUUCAACCUGCUCUAAACACCAAACUCCCAUUCUUUACACACUACCCCCCUUUAUACGACUGUAUAUUAUUUCUUUUAAUCAACUUACACUUACAAUUGUCAGAAGAAGUAAAGGUAGCACAUUUCCUCAUAUAGUGGCCACAGGUGCAAGAGGAAUUCAUUCUGUAACCAAGUUUGUUAUCAAAUCAUUGUUCCCCAUUGACAGAAAUGGAAAUGCCAUUAAUCCGUUCCAGACGCCAAAACUGUUUUUGUCUCAUGCGUUUAUAACGUAAAAUAGCAGUAUUGCAUGAAACAACAUUAAAAGAUGAUAAAAGAGAAUGUAAAGAAAUAAAGUGGUUUCAUAAAGUAAUUAGUAUACUUAGUGUAACUCAAGAAUCUCAUAAGUUGGGGCACUCAAGUCAAGGUGUCACUGUAAAACAUGACAUUUCUUUAUUUAAGGCAUGGCAUGAUUUUUUCUCAAACUAUGACUAUUUGGCGUGCCACGUCGAUUAGAGCACAGGCCACUAUUUGAGGAAACACGGUACAACAGGUUGGUGUUAUUUUAUUAGUUGCGGGGCUUACCAUCUAUUUGAGCAGGGGCUAUUAUUUGAGGAAAUUUUUGUUUUUAAUCAUUGUAAAAUACAAUAAAAUUAGCCAAAAGAUUUUAAUUUCUGCAGUUGUUUUAAGAGUGUUUAAAAAAAAAAAUGCAAUUUUAUUAACACUGCUAGCUUCAUCCUUGUUGGUGCCUUACUAUUUAUUUAAUGUUUACAUGAAAUAACCCAAGUUGUGCAUUGGCUAAAAUCUCAGGAGUGG
Molecule: messenger RNA, 2500 nt
Organism: Phyllopteryx taeniolatus (common seadragon)
Lineage: Eukaryota; Metazoa; Chordata; Actinopteri; Syngnathiformes; Syngnathidae
Product: guanine nucleotide-binding protein subunit alpha-14-like
Exons: 7
Coding region: 582-1724 (380 amino acids)
Biological process (GO): action potential; phospholipase C-activating dopamine receptor signaling pathway; adenylate cyclase-modulating G protein-coupled receptor signaling pathway
Cellular component (GO): heterotrimeric G-protein complex
Molecular function (GO): guanyl nucleotide binding; G protein-coupled receptor binding; GTPase activity
Source: RefSeq, a predicted model, not a curated record